AUGCGUCAAUCUGUCUACCUGUCAAAUUUGCCAGCGUCAAAUGCCUCCAGGAUAGAAUAUGCUCGACAACUGUUGAAGUCCAUCAACAAGGAUAACCCAUAUGCUCUAUCGGCGGAGAAAACGUUGCCAGAGCCGCUUCCUUCCGCAGACGUGCCCCUUCCACUGCUAGAUGAGAAGUACGGGGUAGUUAGUGUUUCCAGGCCUCGUAAAUGCCGCAAUAAAUGCUUCCUUGGGUUCGCUACGCCAUCUCAGGCAGACGAGUUUCUACAAAACUUCAAGGACCGCCUUUUCAUAUAUGGCCACCAGGUCAAUAUAGAGCCAGCGAAGCAUGAUGCAUUCUGGUAUAUUGAACGCGAGGAUCCGCGAGCAUGCCAACGGCUGCGCAAACACCGAGCGCAGCUUGCUGAUCCAGAAGCCAAGUUGCGUGUUCGUAGCAACCGCCGCCUGCGCAGGUUACGAAGCAGGCUAAGGAAAAGGGGCCUGGAUGCCGAGCACAUCACAGAAGUAGUACAACGCAUAAAGGAGAAAAGCAAGCCAAGCGCUGAAAACAAGACCGUGCGUGAGCGGACUCCCUCAUCCGCUGCGGUUGCUGAUCCUAAGAAGCGGGUAGUCGAUGUCGCAAACAACCCGCCAAACAAAGUAUUGCUCGUACAGGACCUGCCAACAGACAUUACCGAGCAAGAGCUGGUGGAUAUAUUUGCAAACGAUAAGUUGCUCCAGGUAAGACUAGUCCAGGUCCGGCAACUGGCGUUUGUAGACUACGCCGAUGUACAGAGCGCUACGGCGGUCAAGAACAAACUGGGUACAAAUUAUGUGAUCAAAAAUCAAACAACCAUCAUAGGGUAUGCGAAGUAG
This is a messenger RNA of Eremothecium gossypii ATCC 10895, 855 nucleotides long. It is a transcript of the gene MUD1, whose product is annotated as Mud1p. Gene Ontology annotation, molecular function: RNA binding. The record is from RefSeq and is marked provisional. The coding region runs from base 1 to 855 and encodes 284 amino acids. The transcript is spliced from 2 exons. Lineage: Eukaryota; Fungi; Ascomycota; Saccharomycetes; Saccharomycetales; Saccharomycetaceae.